This is a messenger RNA of Arxiozyma heterogenica, 474 nucleotides long. It is a transcript of the gene CSE2, whose product is annotated as Cse2p. Gene Ontology annotation, molecular function: transcription coregulator activity. NCBI's taxonomy places the organism in Eukaryota, Fungi, Ascomycota, Saccharomycetes, Saccharomycetales, Saccharomycetaceae. The transcript has a single exon. Gene Ontology annotation, biological process: regulation of transcription by RNA polymerase II. The coding region runs from base 1 to 474 and encodes 157 amino acids. Gene Ontology annotation, cellular component: mediator complex. The record is from RefSeq and is a predicted model, not a curated record.
AUGGCAUAUAAUAAUCAAGGUUUGCAAGCCAUUCAAGAAAUUCUAUGUCCAAAUAAUAUUGCACAAGAUACUGAAAUCAAACACGAGAGUGAUAAUAAUUCAAUAACUGAGGGUUCUGAUAAAGAUCAGUUUACUGAAAAUAAUACUCAAAAAAUCAUUAAGGCUACCAACAUAUCUUCUUCAACAACCAACACUGAGUUCAUACCCCAAAUCUUUUAUGGUUUGCAUAAUAUAAUGAAAAAUCCAAAUAUCUCUAAUCAAUUGGAAACAUCUACUGGGGUUAUCAGGCAUAAACUAAGAUCCUCAAAACAAAUAUUAAUGGAACAUGAUGAUACCAGAAUUUUACUGAAUAAAUCGAUACCCACCUGGGAGAAUUUUAUUCAAUUAAAGGAACGUGAAUUAGCUAUGAAAAGAAAUGUUUUGAAAAAUCUAAGCCAGAAGAUCAAAGAUAUGAGUGAAACUACUACAUUGUAA